AUGUCUUGGUCAGGGCUCACAGACGUGAGGAAGCAACUAACUUUCUACGGGGCAUACCACUCGAAUCCUACGAAUAUCCUCAUCCAUGUCUGUUGUGUUCCUAUGAUCAUGUGGUCCGCGCAGGUGCUCCUUACUGAUGCGCCGAGGCCAUCGUGGCUCCCCGUCUACGACUACAAGAUAAACGAUUAUCUCGAGCUCGAGCUCAACUAUGGUCUGAUACAGACCGCGCUUUAUCUGAGCUAUUUCUUCGUGUUGGAGCCCGUGGCAGCUUUACUCUAUACACCUCAGAUGCUUCUGUCCCUUUUGACUGCCACGUCCUUUGCACACAAGCAGAAUGCCCUUGCCGUUGCGGGUAGCGUUCAAGCCUUCUCGUGGAUUGCACAGUUCCUCGGCCACGGUCUUGCAGAGCAUCGUGCGCCGGCGCUACUGGACAAUCUUCUCGGAGCUAUUGUACUUGCUCCGUUUUUUGUGCAUCUGGAAAUCUUGUUUAAACUUGGCUAUCGUCCCGACUUUCACAAACAGCUGAAUAACGACAUCGGCAUGGAGAUUGCGCGCAUCAAGAAGAUUGAAGGCGACAAGAGGCGGGCGCAGGAAGCGGCUAAGAAGGAACUCUAG
Peniophora sp. CBMAI 1063 is the source of this 615-nucleotide messenger RNA. NCBI's taxonomy places the organism in Eukaryota, Fungi, Basidiomycota, Agaricomycetes, Russulales, Peniophoraceae. The record is from the annotation of a GenBank genome assembly.